ACUCUGCCACAUGCGUCUGGCUCAAGUGUCCAACCUCCGCUGUAGAGGAUUUUAGGCACACCUACUUGAAGCGGGGAUCUAAACUGUCUUUACUUUCACUGCUAACAGAAGAUCGGCUGUGAGAGGAAAAUGAUUUUCAUGGAUAUACUUUCUCACCCUUUUUGGGCCAUUUCAACGGCGCUGCUGGCUCUUGUUGUGCGCUUACAGCGGAGAGCCCUCUGGGAUCCAAAAGCGUGCGCGGUGCGGCUCACAGGGAAGACUGCGAUUGUGACAGGAGCCAAUACAGGCAUUGGGAAGUUCAUCGCCCUGGACUUUGCACGCCGUGGGGCCCGUGUUAUCCUGGCAUGCAGAAGCGAGUCCCGGGGGACAGCAGCAGUAAAUGAAAUCAGGCAAAUUACAGGAAACACAGACGUCCAUCUGCGCCUGGUUGAUCUCUCCUCUAUGAAAUCUGUCAGAGACUUUGCAAAGAGAAUACUUGAGGAAGAAACAGCUCUCCAUAUCCUCGUUAACAAUGCAGCAGUAUCAGGUUUGCCAAAGCAAAUCACCAAAGAUGGGUUUGAGGCUUCUUUUGCCACCAACCAUCUGGGACCAUUUCUGCUCACCAACCUGUUGCUGGACCUGUUGAAGCGCUCUGCUCCAGCCCGGAUCGUCACCGUCAGCUCAGUCAACCACAAGAGGGGAGAAGUAGACUUCUCUCACUUUCAUGGCAAGAACCUUGUUCAUUACAUGGAUCAAGUCUACAACCACACAAAGCUACAUAAUAUCAUCUGUACCAAUGAGCUGUCACGCAGGCUACGGGAGACAGGUGUCACCGCCAACUCUGUGCACCCUGGUGUUGUCAUGACAGAAGUGAUGAGACACUAUCCAUUCUGGAUCCGUUAUCCUUUUAACCUCAUUGGAUUUUUCUUUUUCAAGUCUCCAGAGGAGGGUGCGAUCAGCGCAAUCUACUGUGCUGUGGCAGAAGAAAUGGAGGGGGUAACUGGGAAAUAUUUUGACAGCGACUGCUCCCUGGUUCUUCCUGCCCCUUUAGCUCGAGACCCAGCCCUCGCGGUCAAGGACUUCGACAUCUGUGAGAGACUGACAUCAAAGCUGUGAAACAACAAUCUGGCAACGCUUAAUAAGAAGAAGUCAAAGCCCUCCCUGCUCUUGUUGACUGUGAUAAUCUGAUCAAGUGUGAGGAUCUUUCUUGAGAUUUCAGGUGAAACGUUUUUAAUAAACAUAUUUAAAUAA
Molecule: messenger RNA, 1230 nt
Organism: Melanotaenia boesemani (Boeseman's rainbowfish)
Lineage: Eukaryota; Metazoa; Chordata; Actinopteri; Atheriniformes; Melanotaeniidae
Exons: 6
Coding region: 130-1095 (321 amino acids)
Source: RefSeq, a predicted model, not a curated record